Messenger RNA from Oryzias melastigma (Indian medaka), 1485 nucleotides. RefSeq names its product dimethylarginine dimethylaminohydrolase 2 (gene ddah2). The coding region runs from base 313 to 1188 and encodes 291 amino acids. The transcript is spliced from 6 exons. The record is from RefSeq and is a predicted model, not a curated record. Gene Ontology annotation, biological process: arginine metabolic process; positive regulation of nitric oxide biosynthetic process. Gene Ontology annotation, molecular function: amino acid binding; dimethylargininase activity. NCBI's taxonomy places the organism in Eukaryota, Metazoa, Chordata, Actinopteri, Beloniformes, Adrianichthyidae.
GCCAUGUCUUCUGUUUGUUGAGCCGCUUCAGUGUGGAGAAGAGAGUCGGGUUAACGGGCUGCGCGCUGGGCUGGAAAUUAACUUCAGCAGACAAACCCCCGUCUGAACUUUGAUGAAAAUCAUUUAAAGCAGGCUCCUCCUCCUCUUGGCGUGUUCACAUGGAGGACGGCGGCAGACACUGACCCCAGAGGGAUGAAUAAAUCUUUCUUCAGGAUCUUCCAAAUCUCAUCCAGCUUUUGUAAAGCAGCCGCGCCCUUUUUUAACAACUUGUUCUCUAGCUAACAUCAGGACGGUGGUUCUUCUCUCGUAGUCAUGGCAAACAUGUGCCCCUAUGGCCGCUUCACGCACGCCGUGGUGCGGGGCAUCCCAGAAUCCUUUGGGAAGCCCGCGGGGGACGGCGGCAAGGAGAACGGGGAGGUCUCCGUGGACCUGGCCAAAGCCCAGCGUCAGUUCGGCUGCCUGACGGGGGCGCUGCGGCAGAAGGUCGGCCUGCAGCUCAUCGAGAUCCCGGCCGACGGCGAGCUGCCGGAGAGCUGGAGGAUAGAGGACGUGGCGGUCAUCCAGGGAGACACGGCGCUCAUCACCAGGCCCUUCAAGCAGCAGAGGCGCAGCGAGGUGGAGGCAGUGAGGAGGGUGAUGUCGGAGCUCAACCUGACCGUGGUAGAGAUGGGGGCCGAGCAGGGGGGCUCCGGGGGGGCCACGCUCGAAGGCAGCGACGUCCUCUUCACCGGGAGGGAGUUCUUCGUCGGCAUCUCGUCCCACACCAACCACAGCGGGGCGGAGGUGCUGGCAGACACGUUCAGGGACUUUGCUGUGUCCACGGUCCCCGUGUGCGGCGGCUCCCGCCUGAAGAACAUCUGCUCCAUGGGGGGUCCGGACACCAUCGUCUUCAGCAGCACCGAGGGGGCUAAGAAGACCCUGAGGAUGAUGGAGCAGCUGACCGACCACCACUACGAGGUCCUCUCAGUUCCAGAGGAGUCUGCAGCCAACUGCAUCUACGUCAGAGGACCGUCCAAGAAGGACUUCCUGCUGCACAGACCCGUGGAGGAGUGUCCGGACAGCGUCUCCGCCUUCCAGAAGCUGCCGGACUACAGCCUCCUGCCGACGGCGUGCAGCGAGGCGUCCAAACUGGGCGCGUCUCUGUCCUCGCUGUGCCUCCUCAUCAACAGGAAGCACACCUACUUCUGAGGGUCCCGGUCCGGUCCACUGAUCACGUCUGACACCACAUAAGCUCGUCACUUUGUUCACAAGCUGGGAGGAUUUUGACCACUGAGGUUUUCUGCACUAAAACUACAGUUUUGCAUCAACGUUAGAAAACUUAGUCUCAUGUUUUGUACUUUAGAUGUUUAAAUCUUAAACCACUUCAAAUGUUGUAAAGUAUUGAAAUUAACCCAUUUUAUCCUCUUUGUUCGUCAAGAUCUACCCUAAAAAUCCACCUGUACCUCUCUGGACCCCAGAUGUGUAAUAAAACUGAGUCAAAGGGAA